AUGGCGGCGCAGAAGAAACCCCAAGCUUUUCAAGAGCAGGAAAAUCAGGAACCCAUUCCGCUGAAGAGCUUCCUGAAGUACGCGAACAUGUUCUACCUGUCGAUCGGAAUGCUGGCCUACGAUCGCAAGGACAGUGGCCAGCGGAGGGAGCUUCUGCUGCACUCGUGCUUCGUUGCCCAAAUGGUGAACCUGAAUGCGGUGCUCCUCUCGGAAGUGAUCUACGUGUUCCUGGCGAUCGGCAGUGGCAGCAACUUCCUGGAGGCCACCAUGAACCUGUCGUUCAUCGGAUUCGUGGUCGUCGGGGACCUCAAGAUCUGCCACAUCUGGCGGCAGAGGAGCCGUCUCACCCAGGUGGUCAGCGAACUGGAGAAACUGCACCCGGAACGGUUGGAUCAACAGGAGCCUUAUAAUAUGAAGCAUCACCUCAAUGGAUACAGUCGCUAUAGCGUCUUCUACUUCGGGUUGCACAUGGUGCUGCUCUGGACCUACAACCUCUACUGGGCCGUCUACUACUUGGUCUGUGACUUCUGGCUGGGAGUGCGGAAGUUCAAGAGGAUGCUCCCGUACUACUGCUGGGUUCCCUGGGAUUGGAGUACUGGACUCAGCUACCACCUGAUGUACAUCUCCCAGAAUUUGGGUGGGCAGGCGUGCUUUUCUGGCCAACUGGCGGCCGACAUGUUGAUGUGCGCCCUGGUUACCCUGCUGGUGAUGCACUUCCUGCGCCUUUCCAAGCACAUCGAGGAGCAUGUGGCGGGAUUGGUUACACCUCAGCGGGACUUGGAGUUCCUCCAGGCGGCGGUGGCCUACCACCAAAGGCUGCUGCUCCUCUCCCAGGACAUCAGCGAGAUCUUCGGAGUCCCGCUGCUGUGCAACUUCGGGUCCUCCGCCUUCGUCAUGUGCUUCGUGGGGUUCCAGAUGACCGUUGGCGGCAAGAUUGACAGCCUGGUGAUGCUCAUCCUCUUCAUCUUCUGCUCCAUGGUGCAGGUCUUCAUGCUCGCCACCCAUGCCCAACGUUUAAUCGAUGCUAGUGAGCAUAUUGGUCAGGCGGUCUACAACCACGACUGGUUCAAUGCAGAUCUGCGCUACCGCAAAAUGCUAAUCCUGAUUGUCAAGAGAGCCCAGCAACCGAGUCGCCUGAAGGCCACAAUGUUCCUAAAUGUGUCACUGGUCACAGUGAGCGAUCUAUUGCAACUCUCCUACAAAUUCUUCGCCCUCCUGCGCACAAUGUAUAGCACCUGA
Messenger RNA from Drosophila ficusphila, 1239 nucleotides. RefSeq names its product putative odorant receptor 85d (gene Or85d). Lineage: Eukaryota; Metazoa; Arthropoda; Insecta; Diptera; Drosophilidae. Bases 1 to 1239 code for a protein of 412 amino acids. The record is from RefSeq and is a predicted model, not a curated record. The transcript is spliced from 3 exons. Gene Ontology annotation, cellular component: plasma membrane. Gene Ontology annotation, biological process: sensory perception of smell; detection of chemical stimulus involved in sensory perception of smell. Gene Ontology annotation, molecular function: olfactory receptor activity; odorant binding.